Molecule: messenger RNA, 4088 nt
Organism: Cuscuta campestris
Lineage: Eukaryota; Viridiplantae; Streptophyta; Magnoliopsida; Solanales; Convolvulaceae
Source: the annotation of a GenBank genome assembly
AGAGCACAUGACCAUGCAGACAGAUUUAGACCCACCCCUAAAUCACCCCACAUGGAAUUGUGAGGUAAGACUCUGCAAGACAUCUGCCUCUUCAACCUCUCUCUCUCUCUCUCUCUCUCCUCCUGCAUUCCCCUCUCCAUACAACAAUAAAGGAUAAUAAUAAUGCGGUUACAGGAGUAGUUUUAGCAUUUUCCAGUUUUAUUAUCUUUGCUAACUCCUCCAAUUUUCAUCCCACAGUUGCUCUGUACCCUUUCCCCCCUUCUUUUUAGUUGCUUUGUCUCAAUAUCUUGUGUUUUGGAUUUUUCCCUGUUGCAUUUUCUUCUUGGGUAGAUCUGUGCUUUGUAUUUACUUUCUUUGGAGCCGACGGUAAAGGGUUUCCACUGAUUCUUGCUCGCAUUGCGUUUUGUGAAGAUUCGGUGUAAAUAUCCUCUGUCUACUGGGGAAAGGCAGGAUUUUUAUGUCUGGGUAUCUUGAAUUUUUGCUUCUGUUCAUAACUGGUUGAGUGUAGAUGAAAAUCUGGGCGAACUUUCGAAGGAAUUUUAUUUAGAUGAAGGUGAGGUUGUAGUUUAGCUGUGGGGAAGGAUGAAAGGGAGGGAGGGGUGGGACUGGUAGGAAAUUUGAGUAAAUUACAAGGUUUUUUUGUGCAAAUCUUGAAUAUCUGCUUGAGAGGAGCUGUGAAGAACUACUCAAGAUUGUGUAAACAUCUGUUGCUGGUCAAAAUUUUGCAUUUUUGGAUUUAUUGGGAGGAACCAUUUUGGGUUUUGGUUUCUCUGACAUUUGAAGGGAAAGAAAAUGGAACCAAGAUACUGAGGUUUGGCCAAGAUUUAGAGGCUGAAAAGGUAAUGAUUAUGUAGUUUUGAGUAUCUUAGUUCUGUUAAAAGGACUUGGAAGCUGAAGAUUGUGUUGGCGAAGAACGGGGGAGCAAAUAUGGCUGCAAAGCUUUUGCAUUCUUUGACAGAAGACAACCCAGAUUUGCGAAAGCAGAUUGGCUGUAUGACUGGGAUCUUUCAACUCUUUGAUCGCCCUCAAAUGAUAUCCGGAGGAAGGCGCUUAGUUGGCAACAGCCCUAAGAGAAUUUCUGGUAGUUCUCACUUCAAUGAUGAAACUUCUGAAAAAGAACCAAGCAGUAUUUACCACCAGAGAUCAACAGCAGCAGAAAGUAAUCAAACACAUAAAAAUGCAACGGAGAAACAAAGGUUCUCUACAGAGUCAUCAAGACCCUCAUUCUCGUCUUCAUCUCGCUCCUCUUCAUUUUCUUCUCUUGAUUGUAAUAGAACUGUUCAGCCAGAGUCCGCAGCUUUUGAUCGUGCGGUGUUCCCAGAAACUCCUUCAAGAGACCCAAAAAACCAACUUAAAGCAUCUCAACAAUAUGGCAGGCAAAUCCUUGAUAUUCGUGAUGUGGUUAAGGAAUCUAUGAACAGAGAAGCACUCAAUAUGAAGGCUACACUGAGAGAUAAGGUAGCUGAAUCUAUGGUGAAGCUCAAAAAGGAUUCUCCUACGCCUCUUGAUCUUAAAGAAUCUCUUAGAGUUCUUGCUAAACUUCGAGAAGCUCCUUGGCACUAUGGUGAACCUAGACAACUCUCAAGAUCACCAUCCAUCUCAAAAGAUGCUCCACGGUUUUCAUAUGAUGGGAAGGAAACUCGUCAGCUAUCCUUUGACUCGCGGGACAUUUCCAAAUCCAUAUUGAAACAGCCACCCAGACUUUCACUUGAUGGUAGAGAGAGCCCGACCCAGAGUUUUCAUUCCGACUCAAAAUCUAGCUUUAGCUCAAAAUCUUCACGACAAACGCCUGCAAGACCUCCAAGUGUUGUUGCAAAGCUAAUGGGCCUUGACACACUUCCAGAUUCUUCUUCCAACAUUUGUCAAUUUGAUGAUCCGAUUCCUCUCUCAUUGUCUUCAGAAGUAACUGAUCAAUGUCAUAACCGUAUCCAAACGUCUCCUAGUUGGAGAAACCCCAGUUCAGGUUUGAAGCCUAUCUCAAGAUUUCCUGUUGAGCCGGCACCCUGGAAGCAGGCUGAUAAAACACAACGGUGCCCAGAGAAGCUAACGUCUAGUAAUAACAUAGAUGCUCCUGCUAAGCUUCCAAGCUCAUUUCCGUCCGUUUAUAGCGAGAUAGAGAAUAGACUGAAUGAUCUUGAGUUCACUGACUCUGGGAAGGAUCUCAGAGCUCUUAAGCAGAUACUAGAAGCAAUGCAGGCGAAGGGACUCCUCGAGAACCAGAACGUUCAGGAGGACUCAAAGUUGUCCGGUCAAAAUGAGCAACGAAUAAGGGGUUCCAAUUCACUAAGGAGUUUUGAGUCCCCAAUUGUGAUCAUGAAACCAGCAAAACUUAUGGAACAAUCCAGGAUUCCUUUUGAUAGCAGGGGCUCAUCAUCCUGUUCCUCCAAAGGCUUCCGUGGUAGAAAGGGAGCUGUUACUAUGGAAACAGGUCAGACAACCAAAAACCAAAACCUUAGAGCUUUUCAAAAAGUAAAUGCGGUCAAUACUCUCGAUUCAAAAACCAACAGCAGAUGUUCAAAAUCUACACAGGCUUCGGUUAGGUCCAAAGAAAACACUGCUACCUCUGGAUCAUUUAAGACCCCAGGACCAAUCAGCCCUAGACUGCAACAGAGGAGAAUUGAUUUGGAGAAAAGGUCUAAGCCACCUACACCUCCAUCCGAUCCUAACAGAUUGAGAAAACAAAUUAACAAGCAAGCAGGGGAGUCCAAUUCCCCUGGUGGGAGACGCAGAUCAAAAAAUUCCAGCAUCCAGCAGAAUGAUGACCGAUUGAGUGAGAAUGAAAUAUCUAUCCAAUCUAAUGGGAGUGUAAUAUCGGACGCAAAAGAAGACUUAGAAGUUACUAGCUCUUUAGCAUCUUUUGAGAAAAGCAGCAUCCGUAGUCCUAUGAAAUAUGCUGAAAAGAGAUUAAGCUCUGUGCUCUGCGAAGAUGGAUCACCGGCUGCUAUGGCUCCACCUGAGUACCCCAGUCCCGUAUCUGUCCUUGACAAUCUCGUGUAUGCAGAUGAAUCACCCUUGUCCGGGAAGCGUGUCCCUGAAGUCCUAGGUAAUAGAUAUAAAAAUCCAGAUAGGCUCUCCAGUACAGCAUCAUGUAAUCCAUCAGAUGACCAUAUCUGGAAUGAGACGGCUUAUGAUGUGACACCAGAGUUCAACAGAAGGAAACUACAGAACAUUGACAACCUUGUUCAGAAACUCAGAAGGUUGAACUCAAGCCACGAUGAAGGCCGCACGGAUUAUAUUGCAUCUCUCUGCGAGAACACAAAUCCAGACCAUAGAUAUGUUUCCGAGAUUCUAUUAGCUUCUGGCCUUCUCCUGAGAGACAUUGGUUCAAGCAUAACCAUGUUCCAGUUCCACCAGCCAGGCCUUCCCAUAAACCCCGAGCUGUUUUAUGUCUUGGAGCAAACCAAGAGUGAGAGCAUCACUGAAUCAAAGUGUGAGGGGAAGGCCCAUCGCAAGCUGGUUUUUGACAUUGUCAAUGAAAUCCUUGCUUCAAAGCUGGCUUUUUCUUCAGAUCCGUGGUCGAAGAAGAAUCCCCAGAAGCUGGCGAAGGGUGGUUUAAAUGCCCAGAAGCUACUCAGGGAACUGUGCAUGGAAAUAGACCAUCAGUUUCAAGCGAAACCACCCAAAUCUGACCCAGAGGAUGGGGAUGGUGGGCUGAAGAACAUGGCAUGGGAGGAUGUGGUGCAUAAAUCCGAGAGAUGGACCGAUUUCACCCAAGAGGUUUCGGGCAUUGUGCUGGACAUCGAGCGUUUGGUGUUCAAGGAUUUAGUUAGCGAAUUAGUCCGAGGUGAAGGCGAUUGCUCCUCCGUGGCAACCAAACCAUCCAAUUCCAGGCGUAGACAGUUGUUCAUGAAGUAGUUUUUUUUCCUUUUCUUUUCUUCCUGCACUUGUUAUUUGAUUUACAACGCUUGGUUUAAGUGAUUUCCCUUCUCUUUUUCAAAAAAGUUGUGAUUUUUAUGUAUUAUGCAAUGAAAAUGAUGUAUGAGCAAUGCAAAAAAUUGCAGUUAUUGGAUGGGUUUUGAAGGGAAGCUUUCCAUUCAGAUGUACUAACAUUGUACUGAUAGAGAUUGCAAUAAAUAAACCAUGUUUUU